Messenger RNA from Aethina tumida (small hive beetle), 1581 nucleotides. Its product is annotated as anoctamin-6-like. The transcript is spliced from 2 exons. NCBI's taxonomy places the organism in Eukaryota, Metazoa, Arthropoda, Insecta, Coleoptera, Nitidulidae. The record is from RefSeq and is a predicted model, not a curated record. The coding region runs from base 1 to 1581 and encodes 526 amino acids. Gene Ontology annotation, molecular function: chloride channel activity; protein dimerization activity. Gene Ontology annotation, biological process: chloride transmembrane transport. Gene Ontology annotation, cellular component: plasma membrane.
AUGGUAUCCCUGAACUUCAUCAAGGAAACUGGCAAUUCAUUUUUCGAAGAUAAAAUCCGAAAAACGGACUUUGUUCUUGUGGUUUCGAGAGUUAGUGCACACGAAAAUGAAAAGAUCAUAACGAAAUACCUUAAGAACGCCCAAGCUGCUGGUUUAGAGAUGGAACAAGUUUAUGGAAUCACCGAGCCUGUGGUGUUUAUUAAAAUUCACUUGCCACAAGAAACGUACGACUAUCUGGAUACUGCGUGGCCUUUAUGGAAUAUAACAAGAAAUGUAAAACAUAAAGUAAUGAAGCGGCGAUGGUAUCGAAAUCAUUUGUCUUACAUGGACCCCAGAAUGGGAGUGGAUUAUUUAGGAAAAGUCUAUUUCAUAGCGAAACUAUUAAAUAGAACGAAAUAUGGCAAACGGGUAAUGGACAAGGGUAUAAAUAAACUCUUAAGCAAAAAAAUAUUCUUACACGCCUUUCCAUUACAUGACGGUGGCGUGGAGAGUUUCGAUCUUCCCGAUCAGAAAAUGAACGACUUAACGUUACUGGCGAAAUAUUGGGAUAAUGUGCCAGCACUUUUUAAAGAACCACCACUUGAUAUGAUAAAAAAGUACUACGGUUUAGAAAUAGCAUUUUACUUUGCGUGGCUAGGUUUUUACAAAAGAAUGCUCAUCUUUCCCUUGAUUUUGUCCAUUUGCACCCUAUUGGCAAUAUUUGUAGAGUAUGUGUUCAUGUUUGAAGAAGAUUUUAAGAACUUGUGCCGCGCCGAAAAAAUAAGAAUGUGUAGGUACUGCAUUCAAUCAUGGAAGUUGUGCGAAUUCGAUGACUUGUACGAACAGUGUGUGUCAAUGAAAAUCAGCUUAGUGGUGGAUAAUAUUGUGCCUUUCACUUAUGGUUCAGUCAUGUCGGCCUGGGCGGGAGUCACUGUGGGGUUAUGGAAACAGCGGGAGAAGUAUCUCAGAACGCGAUGGAAUGUAGGGCGGGAUGAAAUUCAACUCGAAGAGAGAUUCGAGUUUAGAGAUGAAGUUAUUUUUCGACGUAAGUCUAAAUUAACUGGCUUCACCGAAGCCUUCAAGCCCAUGAGUUACUCGUUGUUCCUAUUCAUAGGAUGUUUUCUUCUUACGGCUGUGGUGUGUCUAUCGCCAAUACCAAAAAUAGUAGGCGGAAUCGAUUCUUUAAACCAAAUACUCCUUUGGUUCACCUGCAUCAGCGUCCUCUCCAAUUCUAUGGCAUCUGUCAUUACGUCGCAUUUUCUCGCACUGUUAAAUUACAGAAUAUCAAGAGGUACUUUUGUGGGGUUCUUUGAAAAUGCGCUCUCCCAAUUUGCUGUCGAAGAUAUGAUGGGUGAUGCUUUUCGUAAUGAAACUUGUUGGUACCGAGACUUGAGGUUUGGUCCCUACGCAGGGGAUAGAAAAUAUGAACAUGAUCCCAAGUAUUUCCAGCAAAUGUAUACCAACUGCAUGUAUGUAGGAAUCCAGCAGUUUUCUGUGAUCACUCUCUACUACAUUUUUAACAAGGCCGUCGAGUUAUACCAGGAGAUGACUACUGAAAAAUAUGACGAAAAGUAUGACAUUUUAGAUCAAACGAAAAAUUAA